AUGAAUAGUAUGCAUCCUUAUCAACAAGAUGAUUAUGGAAAAGAGAAAAAGACAGCAUUGGAGAACAUAACAAAUAACAUCACUAGUUGGUUCAAGAAAUCGUUGGUCGAGCCUCCGCAGAUUCCAAAACAGCCGCUUAAUUCGGAUUUCGCAGCCCCUUUAGCUCCAGACUUGGAACAGAAUAGCAUAACAAGAAAUUUUCUUACUACUGGGAGUCCAUCUUGUCCUCCUACAGUUCCACACACUCAAAAUGCUGAAAACGUGUAUACACCACGAGGAAUACCAAUAAACGAGUAUUUUCUCAACUACGAAAAGCUGCCUCUAGAACACACUAACUUGGUCGAAGAGAUAGAUACACGUAGAGAAAUCAUCAACUCAUUCGAUGAUAAUGUAAGAGACUUGGUUGAUGGCUCUGAAAAUUUCUUGACGAGUUGCAUCCAUGGAGUGUGGAAUUUUACAUCAUUAAUGUGUACAACAUGUCUUGUACCCCUUGACUGA
This is a messenger RNA of Lodderomyces elongisporus, 498 nucleotides long. RefSeq lists its product as uncharacterized. The record is from RefSeq and is a predicted model, not a curated record. The coding region runs from base 1 to 498 and encodes 165 amino acids. Lineage: Eukaryota; Fungi; Ascomycota; Pichiomycetes; Serinales; Debaryomycetaceae. The transcript has a single exon.